GAAAAAUGUCCAGGAAUUGGUUCAAUGUUAGAGGUGAACACUUCACUUGUGUGUACAGAUAAUAUGUUUGAUUUUUGUCGAGUCCAUCCAAUGACAGGUUAAAAGCAAACUGCCUUAUUGAACAAUAUAGAUAACGUGUUUAAAUUUUGGAUCAUUUAAAGUUUUAUCUUAACACAUGCUUAAGGCUAGGAUGUAGAAACAUCGACCGAAUUUGUGCAAAUUUUUGGGGUUGUGUUUUCUUAAAUUUUGUGUGUACUGUUGGAUAUAUACAAGAAGUGCAUUUAAAAAACUGAAAUGGCAAAUAAGUUUAGUUUUACUUUAAAUAGUGGGAAUGUUAUGCCAGCUCUUGGAUUCGGGACUUACGCUCCUCAACAUGUAGAAGAAGAUGUAUUAAAAGCUGUAAGAAUAGCUGUCAAAGCAGGAUAUCGACAUCUUGACUGUGCUGCCAUCUAUAGGAACGAGCGAGCUGUAGGCCAGGCACUUAAACAGCUUAUCGUAGAAUCAACUAUCACUAGGAAAGAUAUAUUUGUUACCAGUAAGUUAUGGAAUACAUGUCACAGACCAGAUUUAGUCCGUUCAAGUUUGAAGAAAAGCCUUGAAGAUUUAGGACUAUCAUAUUUGGACCUGUAUCUUGUUCAUUGGCCUAUGGGCUAUCAGGAAGGUGGUGAGUUUAUACCCCGAGGGAAAGAUGGUAAUGUGCUGUAUUCUGAUGUAGAUUUUGUUGAGACUUGGAAGGCAUUAGAAGACUGUGUUGAUGAAGGUUUGGUGAAGGAUAUAGGCCUUUCUAAUUUUAACAGUAAACAAAUAGAGAGAUUGCUUGAAGUUGCUAGAAUUAAACCUAGUAAUAAUCAGGUUGAGUGCCAUCUUCAUCUUGCACAAAAUAAGUUAAUAGAAUAUUGUAAAUCCAAGAAUAUUACAGUGACUGCUUACUCACCAUUAGGCUCACCUGGAAACAAAAGUGCACCCCAUACACCAGCAUUAGAAGAACCAGUAGUUAAACAGCUUGCUUCACAGAAAAAUAAAACACCAGCUCAGAUACUCCUUAGAUUUUUAUUACAAAGAGGUCUUGCUGUUAUUCCAAAAAGUGUGACUCAAGUUAGGAUCACAGAAAAUUUUCAGGUAUUUGAUUUUGAAUUAUCUGAUGAUGAAAUGACACAGCUGACGAAUUUGAAUAAAGAUCACAGACUGAGUACAGAAGACAUAGCAUUAAAGCACAAGUAUUAUCCAUUUUAUGAAGAGUUUUGACACACCUGUUAUUCUAUGUCAUUGAAACCAAAGAUUGCCUUAUUUUUACAGAGCUUCCUAAAGAACAUACAUUUCUUUAUAUGCUUAAUGCUAUGCAUUUGUAUAUACUCUACAAUAUGAUAUGUAAUAUGUUUUAUUAUACACAAUUGGUCAAAUCAAAAUCUUGAGUUUUAAAAUAAUCUUUUAACUGCAUUUUAAAAAAUUUUUUUUAUAGAAUCUUGAUUAAAAAAAAAAAUCUUUUUAGGCAAUAACAUCAGAAUUUUUUUUAAUUUUACCCACCAUUCCACCAUUUUGAAGUUUUAAAUAAAAUUGUUGAUUGAGUAAUUCUGAUUCUGCAACCUGACGUUAUGUAAGGUGUUUUGUUGGUGGUUUUUAUUGGGGUCAUGAUAUAAAAUGGUCAGGAUUCUUAUGUUUAAUCUUCCUACAAACUUGACAUUCCUAAUGUGGACAAAUAAAUAUUAAGUUGAACAGUUUCUACAUUUUGUUGAUUUGCAGUUUUGUAAACUGAUCGAAAUCAAAGUCAGAUGUGUUUAAUGUGCUGAAGGAAUUAAGAUUAUUGCAUGGAAAUAUAUUGUAUAUAAUGUAAGCAGUGAUAAUUGUCUUUGAUGGAAUUAAAUAAGGUCAAAGGCAAACCCUUCAUCAGAAAAUAAACAAUUAAUAAGAACAAAAAUCGUUCAAAUUUGAAGGUGUCAUUUUGAUCAGGGUUAGGAAUUAUACAAUAAGAUCAAUUGGAUAAAGGGUUGUUGUUAAAGCAAGUACAAAAAUUAUUAAUAAAUCAAAUAUUGUUAAACUGUGGAUACCAUAUAUAAUUGCUGUAUUUAAAAUUUGGAUACCAUGUAUUGUUUUACUAGUAUAGAUAUGGUUUAAAUUUGCAUAUUUCAAUGGUUAAAAUAUAGAUGUAGUAAAUCAAUUUAUGUCUACUUUUGGUCAUUGUUGGUACUAUCAGCACUUCAACAUUUGUAUAAGUUUAGGACUUGAAAUAUUUUGUCCUGAAGGAACACUGAAGAGACAAAUUGUCUAAAUGUGUAUCUGGUGCAGUAAAAGUGGUAGUGUUAAGAGCUCUAUAUAUUGCUGUAUAUCUGUGUUUUGCUGUAAAUGAAUUCAGUAAUAAAAUAGCUUGAUUUAA
Molecule: messenger RNA, 2371 nt
Organism: Mytilus californianus (California mussel)
Lineage: Eukaryota; Metazoa; Mollusca; Bivalvia; Mytilida; Mytilidae
Product: aldo-keto reductase family 1 member B1-like
Exons: 9
Coding region: 295-1245 (316 amino acids)
Cellular component (GO): cytosol
Molecular function (GO): aldose reductase (NADPH) activity
Source: RefSeq, a predicted model, not a curated record